CCUAGAUGCCAUUGUUCUGGGAUUUAUGGUAAUUUAUUCUCUCUAAAAGUUUUGAACACUGGAAAAUGAAACUGGUUAUCUUAAUGAUGUGUGCAUUCUUCACGCAUGCACUUGCUGAAUACCAGUGGCAAUGCAGAAUGUCUUACGAAGACGGCGAAGAACCUAUUAAAGAAGAGGACAUCCCACCAAGUAUAAAAGCAGACUUAGUUAGCUUUGGAGUCGAAUUUCAAUGCGGAGGCAAAAAUGCCGAUGGAAGCGUCUAUCACAUUGAGACGACCUCUCAUUGCAUAGUCAAGUAUAUACUAAAAGAAAGUGGAGAGUAUUACCUAGAAAAGGUCGAUAAUAGUCGUGGAUGUGAGUCGUGGGGAUAAUUAAAGUUUAUAUUAAAACAUGCGUUGUUAGGUAGAAAGUCCCUUACAACUGAAUAGUGAACAAUAAAACAGAUUUUCGGUA
This is a messenger RNA of Hermetia illucens (black soldier fly), 453 nucleotides long. RefSeq lists its product as uncharacterized. The record is from RefSeq and is a predicted model, not a curated record. The transcript is spliced from 3 exons. NCBI's taxonomy places the organism in Eukaryota, Metazoa, Arthropoda, Insecta, Diptera, Stratiomyidae. Bases 66 to 371 code for a protein of 101 amino acids.